AAUCAUACCUUUGGCAUGAAUGGGCUAAUGCAAGAUGGUAGCUUUGAUCUCUGCCUUGGUGUCAGCUGGAAUCCCACGUCCUGCGUGCUGAAUCCCUCUCUCUCUUUAUGUUCCUCUCCAGAAGCCCCUUGUGCCACGCCGCUGAUCUGCAGCUUCGGGAGGCCGGUGGACCUGGAGAAGGACGACUCCCAGAAGGUGGUGUGCAACAACGAGCAGUGCCCCUACAGCACCUGGAUGCACCUGCAGUGUUUCUACGAGUGGGAGAGCAGCAUCCUGGUCCAGUUCAACUGCAUCGGCCGGGCUCGCAGCUGGAACGAGAAGCAGUGCCGCCAGAACAUGUGGACAAAGAAGGGCUAUGACCUGGCCUUCCGCUUCUGUUCCUGCCGCUGUGGACAGGGCCACCUAAAGAAGGACACAGACUGGUACCAGGUGAAGCGGAUGCAGGAUGAGAAAAAGAAGAAGUCUGGGACGGAGAAGAACACAGGCAGGCCCCCCGGUGAGGCGGUGGAGGAGGCAAAAAAGUGCAGGCCACCGAACAAGCCCCAGAAAGGCCUGAACCACGACCUCCCCCGCCGGCAUUCCAUGGACCGGCAGAACUCCCAGGAGAAGGCGGUGGGUGCCGCGGCCUACGGGGCCCGCUCCCCCUGUGCCUCCCCCGGCCAGUCGCCGCCCACCGGCUACUCCAUCCUCUCCCCUGCCCACUUCAGCGGCCCCCGUGCUUCCAGGUACCUUGGGGAAUUCUUAAAGAAUGCCAUCCAUCUGGAGCCGCACAAGAAGGCCAUGGCGGGGGGCCACGUGUUCAGGAACGCCCACUUUGAUUACAGUCCGGCCGGGUUGUCGGUUCACCGCGGGGGCCACUUUGACACACCCGUGCAGUUUCUGCGGCGCCUGGAUCUCUCCGAGCUGCUGGCUCACAUCCCCAGGCAUAAGCUGAACACGUUCCACGUGCGCAUGGAGGACGAUGCCCAGAUGGGCCAGGGCGAGGACCUGCGGAAGUUCAUCCUGGCGGCCCUCAGUGCCAGCCACAGGAACGUCGUGAACUGUGCGCUCUGCCACCGGGCGCUCCCGGUGUUCGAACAGUUCCCCCUGGUGGACGGGACUCUGUUUUUAAGCCCGUCGAGACACGAUGAGAUUGAAUACGAUGUUCCUUGUCACCUUCAAGGGAGACUCAUGCACCUGUACGCGGUGUGCGUGGACUGCCUGGAAGGGGUGCACAAGAUCAUCUGCAUCAAGUGUAAGUCGCGGUGGGACGGCAGCUGGCACCAGCUGGGCACCAUGUACACCUACGACAUCCUGGCCGCCUCUCCGUGCUGUCAGGCCCGCCUGAACUGCAAGCACUGCGGGAAGCCCGUGAUCGACGUGCGCAUCGGGAUGCAGUACUUCUCUGAGUACAGCAACGUCCAGCAGUGUCCGCACUGCGGGAACCUGGACUACCAUUUCGUGAAGCCAUUUUCCUCCUUCAAAGUUCUCGAAGCUUAUUGAUGAAAGCUUUGCUUUAGUAAUAGCUAUUUUAUUGAUAUUAUUACUUUAUUACAUAUCUUUUAUAGGGAAACAUUCUGUGACAUUAAUUUCUUUUCUAAUUUAACAGAGAGCUCCUUUGUGUGUGUGCCACUAAGAUGGGGCUUGCCCUCUCUCGACUCCUGAGUGUUAGUCUGUGGUCAUGACCAGAGCCCAAAUGGGUCACCCUGUGAGUCCGAGUUAGCAGUUCACUGUCACCAAGAGUCUCCCAUGCAGCUUUUAAGGUGAUGGGGAGGAUGGGGUGAAUUUAGGAAGGGAUUAUGUGGUUAUAAACUAAGAGCAUGGUAGGAGCUGGGAGGAAGCUUUUACUAAAGUGUUAACUGUCUAAAGACCCACUCUUAGAUCUUCUCUGGGCCUUGGAAAACCACGUGACACGUGAAUGUAAGUCUGCGCCUGGAGAGCUGACGGUGUUAGUCUGUCCUGGUGUGGCGAUCUGCAGCACACACUGACCUGCAGUUUACCCUCAUGGACAGAUAUUUGAAAGCGGACAUGAGCGCGGUUUCGUCACUGUUGUGAUUUAACAGUCUGUUUUCAUACUGAAAAUAAUAUCCAAAUUAUAAGACAUAUGAAAGCUAUUGGUGUUGCAAAUACUUUUAGUAAAGCUGACCUAGAACGGAGAGAAUAUACUAGAUGAAUAUGAAAGUGAUGACAUUCACUCAAGA
This is a messenger RNA of Ceratotherium simum simum (southern white rhinoceros), 2180 nucleotides long. The record is from RefSeq and is a predicted model, not a curated record. NCBI's taxonomy places the organism in Eukaryota, Metazoa, Chordata, Mammalia, Perissodactyla, Rhinocerotidae.